This is a messenger RNA of Heterobasidion irregulare TC 32-1, 1398 nucleotides long. RefSeq lists its product as uncharacterized. The coding region runs from base 1 to 1398 and encodes 465 amino acids. NCBI's taxonomy places the organism in Eukaryota, Fungi, Basidiomycota, Agaricomycetes, Russulales, Bondarzewiaceae. The record is from RefSeq and is a predicted model, not a curated record. The transcript is spliced from 12 exons. Gene Ontology annotation, biological process: lipid biosynthetic process.
AUGAGCACUUCUGCCCACUAUACUUUGCCAUCUGGUCCUCUGGAACGGUUCACGCCGCGUAUUUCUACCGGAUUCCCCAAUCCUCGUUCAUUGCUCAUAGUGUUCGCUCGGAAUUCCAUCCUCUCUGCUCUGCAAAACUCUAUCACGAUCGGAUGUCUUGAAAUCACUGACUCUCAUCAAACUUACCGCUUUGGGCAUUCUAUGUCUGACGGGAGUGUAGCUGGCCUCAAAGUCAUCAGUGACGACUUCUGGAUUCAGAUCCUAAUCUCCGGAGACCUUGGUUUCAGCGAGGCCUACAUGAUUGGCGCUGUUGAAGUAAGCAGUCUCAAAGAUGUGAUGCACUUAUGGCUGCAGAACGAGUCAGGCAUGGCCAAUAUCACAUCACUUUAUGCGCGCCUUUCAUCGGCUCUAUCCGGCCUUUCGAACGCGUUGUUUGGUCAAACCCGUGCUAACGCGCGGCUCAAUGCCAUGUCCAGUUAUGAUCAGUCCAAUGAACUAUUCAAGAAGGCUUUCCUCAGCAAGGAAAUGAUGUACUCGUGUGCCUUGUGGAGUAACGAAGAAGAGGGGUUGCGAGGAGAUCUGGUUCCAACAUCCCGAGACACGAGUGGUGACUUAGAAGCGGCGCAGCUGCGGAAAAUUCAUCUUGUGCUUCGUAAAGCUCGCGUUCAGCCUGGGCAUAGAGUCCUAGAAUUUGGGUCUGGAUGGGGUGCUAUGGCGAUAGAGGCUGCGCGAUCCUUUGGCUGUGAGGUGGAUACUAUCACCCUUUCCGUGGAGCAGAAGAAGCUGGCGGAGGAACGAAUCCAGAAAGCGGGUCUCCAAGACCGUAUACGAGUCCACCUCAUGGAUUACCGUGAGCUCCCUGCCGAAUUUGAGAAGGCAUUCGAUGCUUUCGUGAGCAUCGAAAUGCUUGAGCAUGUAGGCUCUAAGUAUUAUACUACUUAUUUCAAGAUAGUGGACUGGGCACUGAAGCCGCGCAAUGCGACCAUCGUCAUCAGCUCUUCGACUUUCCCAGAGUCUCGAUAUACAGGAUAUCAAGCUGAAGAUUUCAUGAGAAAAUACAUGUGGCCGAAUUCAUGUCUUCCCUCAGCGACAGCCUUGAUUACCGCUGCCCGCGAUGGAUCGCAAAGCAGGUUCACACUUGAUAGCGUAGAGAACCAUUCCGCUCACUAUCCUCGCACCUUACGAGAAUGGGAUCUCCGUUUAGAAGCGAAGUUGACACCGGGCAUGCUGGCCAAAGAUUUCCCGAACCUACAAAAGGAUUGCGUGGCGUACGAGACUUUCAAGAGAAAAUGGAGGUACCUUUUCGCCUAUGCGGGCGCCGGGUUUGCAGGAGGGUACAUAACAUGCCACAUGAUAACGUUCAUACGCCAGAACGAUGCUCCUGACAUGUGCGAUUGA